AUGAUCCUCGAGCCACUCCUUCUCGGUGCUGUUCGAGAUAUGACGACUAGGACAGCGAGUCAUGCUGGUAGCUGGUACACUGGUGAUGGUCAGGUGCUUUCGGAAGAGCUUGAAGGCUGGCUGAACGAUGUCAACUCCCAGAUUGAGGACGUUGGGAAGAUACCACUCGCGGGUGCAAGGGUGAUCAUUGCGCCGUACGUGAGCCAGCAGCGUCCUACCGCAGCGUGGGCGUAUCAAGCACUCGACGUUUCCCAAGCCAAACGCGUCUUCCUCCUCGGACCAUCUCAUCAUAAAUAUUUGACUGGUUGCGCACUUUCGAAGCACGCCACAUAUGCCUCCCCCGUCGGAAAUCUACCCCUGGAUAAGGAUACUAUUACAGCUCUGAAAUCGAAAGGUCGGCUUGACGAUAUGUCCACGGGCACUGAUGAGGCGGAACACAGUCUCGAAAUGCACAUUCCCUACAUCUACCAUAUGCUUUCCAAAAAGUUUGAUCCUGCUCACUUACCUCCCCUUGUUCCUAUCUUGGUUGGCAAUACGAACCCGAACACCGAGAAAGCUUUUGGGUCUUUGCUCGCACCGUAUCUUGCCGAUCCAGCCAAUAUCUUUGUCAUAAGCAGUGACUUCUGUCAUUGGGGAUCACGUUUCGGAUAUACCUAUUAUGUACCUCGUUCAUCUACGCAGGUAAGAGACGGCCAUGAAUUGAGCAAGCGAGAUUCACCAUCGGACCCUCCAAUCAAUGAAAGUAUCGGACGCAUCGACAAGGCUGCUAUGGAGGCCAUUGAAUCUGGCAGUCACGACGCUUUUCUUGCAAAUUUGCACGACACAGGCAACACCGUGUGCGGGCGGCAUCCCAUAGGCAUAGUGAUGGCAGCAAUUGACUCUCUCAGGCAGGAAGCAAAGUUGACUGAGGACCAGGGCUUUUUCCAAUUCGUAAGAUAUGAGCGUAGCAGUGAGGUCAAAGAAGCUCGAGAUAGUAGCGUGAGCUAUGGGUCGGCUUUUGCUGUCAUGUAA
Messenger RNA from Bacidia gigantensis, 1011 nucleotides. RefSeq lists its product as uncharacterized. Bases 1 to 1011 code for a protein of 336 amino acids. The record is from RefSeq and is a predicted model, not a curated record. The transcript has 3 exons. NCBI's taxonomy places the organism in Eukaryota, Fungi, Ascomycota, Lecanoromycetes, Lecanorales, Ramalinaceae.